Metarhizium brunneum ARSEF 3297 is the source of this 1155-nucleotide messenger RNA. Lineage: Eukaryota; Fungi; Ascomycota; Sordariomycetes; Hypocreales; Clavicipitaceae. The record is from RefSeq and is a predicted model, not a curated record.
AUGACUUCCAGCAUAACCCUCAAAGGCGUUUAUGUGGGCAACAAGCCUGUCAUUGUGAAGAGGUAUCUAUAUCGCCAAUACAAGCAGAUAACAGAUGGUACCCAAUGCUGGAGGGACAACUACCUUCUUGAGCGAUGGGCGGAUUCUCAACAGCCCGUGGUGUACUAUGGACAGCAUGUGAACGGAUACAGGCUAUUGAAGAGGCUGGGCGAUUGGUGUUGGCUGGCCAGAAAUACCAACAAUAACGAGUUGUUGACCGUCAAGUUCAUGGGGCGGAGCGAAUCUCAGCAAGUCAAACGCGAAUUAGCCAUCAACCGAUUUCUACGUUCGCGAUGCCCCCAAAGUCCCCACCUAUGCAUCAUCAAAGACAGCUUUGUCAUAAAGCACCACCUGGCAAAAUUGCACCCCUCAUACAGGAAAGUCAGCUUUGACGCCAUCGCCUACCCGCCGAUGGGGACAGAUCUUCAAGUGAUAGAUACUUCAUCGGCCCGCAGCACCUCACUACUCCCUCUAAGCGUUGAAAGGCGAGUGCAAUGCAUCAAGGACAUUGUUCGAGGGGUGGCCGAACUACACAGCCUGGGUAUCGUGCAUGCAGGGAAUGUUGCACUACCACCGCCUCCAGUUGCAGACAUGGAGGCCCUCCUUGAAGAGCCACAUGUAGAACACUGGUUGGAACGUGAGGAUGGAGCUCCAACACCUGGCUGCCUCCCCAAAUCCGUCAUCAAGCCAGUGGACUUGGGCUUCGGCGACGGGACAUGCAGAGUCUUGGAUUUCGGAUACUCUUUCCGGCACAGAGAAGGUGCCGUGUACAAGGCAGACAGCUUCUCAUAUGGCGCGGAAAAAGCUAUCGAGUUUGAGACGAGCGAAACGACAGACCAGCCCUUCAAGGUGGACAGUUGGUACAUGGGGCAAUUAAUCUAUUUCAUCUUGACCAAUGGAUGCGACUUUCUGGACAGGCGUCCCUCAAAUCUCAUGUCACACUGGGUAGACCGUAUGGCUGUACUGGAGAAUGGGGUGGACGAAAUUUUUAAUGAGGAGUUGCCAUCACGCAGACAUCAGCGCCAUUUCCAGCCCAUAAUUCAACAGCUUAUGCACGGCGACCCUAACCGCCGUCUUUCUGUUCAAGAUGCCGUGGCUAGAAUCGAGUCGUUUUGA